Trametes versicolor FP-101664 SS1 is the source of this 1046-nucleotide messenger RNA. RefSeq lists its product as uncharacterized. Gene Ontology annotation, molecular function: cellulose binding. Bases 90 to 1046 code for a protein of 318 amino acids. Lineage: Eukaryota; Fungi; Basidiomycota; Agaricomycetes; Polyporales; Polyporaceae. The transcript has 13 exons. Gene Ontology annotation, cellular component: extracellular region. The record is from RefSeq and is a predicted model, not a curated record. Gene Ontology annotation, biological process: carbohydrate metabolic process.
GAAACUCUCGAUACAAAAGGUAGGACAGACGAUGUGUACUGCAGCGUAUAGACCAUCGUCCCCGGCCUAGACAUCACCUGAAGAGCGAUAUGAGGAGCUUUACUUCUCUCGUGGCCAUGUCAGCGUUGGCCAGCCACGCGCUCGCCCACACCAUUUUUCAGGAGCUGUACGUGAACGGAGUGGACCAAGGUCAUCUCACGGGAAUACGUGUCCCCGUUUACGAUGGGCCAAUCACGGACGUGACCUCAAACGACCUCAUUUGCAACGGUGGGAUCAACCCGUACUACCAGCCCAUUUCGAAGGCGAUUAUCAACGUUCCUGCUGGCUCGCCCGUCACUGCGGAAUGGCACCACACGCUUGAUGGGGCCGACCCGAGCGAUCCCGCGGACCCCGUUGACCCUGGUCACAAGGGGCCGGUCAUGGCUUACCUCGCUAAGGUCAACAACGCUACCGAUUUGACCGUCACAGGUCUUUCAUGGUUCAAGAUCUGGGAGGAUGGAAUGGACAGCAACGAAGUAUGGGGCACUGACCGAAUGGUCGCGAACAAGGGCAAGGUCACCUUCAGCAUCCCGAGUUGUAUCGAAGCCGGCCAGUACCUUCUGCGCGUAGAGAUGAUCGCCCUCCAUGGCGCAUCGAACUACCCGGGUGCUCAGUUCUACAUGGAGUGCGCUCAGCUCCAAAUCACCGGUGGCGGAAGCACCCAGCCCGCUACUGUCAGUUUCCCUGGCGCCUACAAGGGUACUGACCCCGGCGUCAAGAUUAACAUCUACCAGAAGUUGACCUCGUACACGAUUCCGGGACCUUCGGUGUUCUCGUGCGACGGUUCUUCCGCCCCCGCUCCUGCUCCUUCUACAACAGCCGCCAUCCCGCCGCCCCCGUCCAGCCCUGCGACCCCCGUGUCGACGCCUGUGGCGUCUCCUACGAGUGCCUCUGGAACCGUGGCCCACUAUGGGCAGUGCGGCGGCUUGACCUACAGCGGACCGACUGCAUGCGAGGCUCCUUUCGCUUGCGUGGCUUCGGGUCAAUAUUACAGCCAGUGUUUGUAA